AGCUUCCGGAGCAGAGAGGCUUUGUUCAGAAUUCACCAUUGUGUCUGGAAGCUGCUGUAGUGCGUGAUUUCGUUUGAACAUUUCCUCAGAUACUAUGAUGUCAGGAUUUUAUGAUUUUGUCAAAUUCAGAAGAUACAGAGGCAAUGGCAUCCAAAGGACAAUCAAGAUUUCGGGUUUGGAUUUCUGUGUACUUUCUGUGUUGGCUUUGGAAUAUAGCGGGCGGACAGCUGGUGUAUUCAGUGUCGGAGGAAGCUAACACAGGCACUACAGUUGGGAAUUUGGUGAAGGAUUUUAAUCUGAAUAUUCAGGACCUUGAGGUUCGAGGGUUUCAUAUUGUUCCGGGACCGAACAAGAGGUAUUUCGACGUUAAUACUAAAACUGGAAUUCUCCAUGUCAGAGAGAGAGUUGAUCGAGAAGAGAUUUGCGAGCAGAAUAUUAAAUGUUCUCUGCCUUUAGAAACCAUGAUUAGCUCACCAUUGAAUAUUUACCGAUUUGAAAUAAAUGUUGUUGACAUUAAUGAUAAUGCACCCGUAUUUCGGACAUCAGUCACACAUCUGAAUAUUACCGAAUCAACUAUUUCAGGGGAGAGAUUUCCAUUGCAAAGCGCGUUUGACGCAGAUGUGGGCAGUAACUCCUUAAAGAGCUACAAGCUGAGUCCGAACGAACACUUCUCUCUGGAUGUACAGAGCGGAAGAGAUCAGAGUGUGUCUGCUGAAUUAGUAUUGCAGAAAGCUUUAGAUCGAGAAAAACAAGCUGUAAUUCAUCUUACACUGACCGCUGUAGACGGAGGAAAACCUCCAAAAUCUGGUACAACAGAAAUUAUAGUUAACGUUGUUGAUAUUAACGAUAAUAUUCCUGUUUUCAGUAAGUCUUUGUACAAAGCUAAAAUUACUGAGAAUGCAGCGCCUGGUGCUCAUGUGAUAACGGUUCAAGCUGUUGAUUUAGAUGACGGCGUAAACGGUGAGAUAAUGUAUGCAAUUGUCAACCACAACAAUGAUAAAUAUGUAGAUGCAUUUUUGAUAAAUCCAGAAACAGGUGAAAUUACUGUAAAAAUGUAUGUAGAUUAUGAGCAGAAGAAUGCAAUUGAACUUCGAGUACAAGCAAAAGAUAAAAGUAAUAACCCGAGAGGAGCACACUGUAAAGUACUGGUCGAGGUCGAGGAUGUCAAUGACAACAUCCCACGCCCCGAUGAUCACCACUCACCCUGA
Messenger RNA from Sinocyclocheilus anshuiensis, 1208 nucleotides. Its product is annotated as protocadherin gamma-C3-like. Gene Ontology annotation, biological process: homophilic cell-cell adhesion. Gene Ontology annotation, cellular component: plasma membrane. Gene Ontology annotation, molecular function: calcium ion binding. The transcript has a single exon. The record is from RefSeq and is a predicted model, not a curated record. NCBI's taxonomy places the organism in Eukaryota, Metazoa, Chordata, Actinopteri, Cypriniformes, Cyprinidae. Bases 111 to 1208 code for a protein of 365 amino acids.